CUGUAUGCCCAUGGCGGGCUCGGGGGCGCGGCGGGUGAGCAUGCAGGAGCACAUGGCCAUCAACGUGAGCCCGGGCCCCAUCCAGCCCAUCCGCCUCAUCUCCGACUACUUCCCGCGCUGCUACCCCUUCGUGGGGCGCCCCCUGCACCCCACCGUGGGUGCCACCCGCCCCGCGUCCCUGCCGCAGCCUCUCCUGGAACCAGAGGGCGACUCCGACGACAGCACUGCCCUGGGCACCCUGGAGUUCACCCUCCUGCUGGACACCGACAACAGCGCCCUCCACUGCACGGCGCACCGGGCCAAGGGCCUCAAGCUGCCGGCGUCUGGCUCCCUGGACACCUACGUCAAAGCUGACCUGCUCCCAGGGGCCAGCAAGGCCAGCCAGCUGAGGACCCGCACGGUGCGGGGCACGGGGACCCCCGUCUGGGAGGAGACGCUCACCUACCACGGCUUCACCCAGCAGGACGCGGGUCGCAAGACCCUGCGGCUGUGCGUGUGCGAGGACCCGAGGCUGCGGCGGCGUCGGCGGGCGGCCCCCCUGGGGGAGCUGCGCGUGCCCCUGAGGAAGCUGGUCCCCAACCGUGCCCGGAGCUUCGACGUGUGCCUGGAGCAGCGCAGGCUGAUCAAGCGGCCCAAGAGCCUGGACACCGGCCGGGGCAUGGCCCUGUACGAGCAGGUGGACGCGGAGGCGGGGGAGGAGCGCGGCCGCGUCCUGCUGUCCCUGUGCUACAGCUCCCGGCGGGGGGGCCUGCUCGUGGGGGUGCUGCGCUGCGCCCACCUCGCCCCCAUGGAUGCCAACGGCUACUCUGACCCGUUUGUCCGACUCUUCCUGUACCCAAACGUGGGGAAGAAAUCCAAGUACAAGACCAGUGUCCGGAAGAAGACCCUGAACCCCGAGUUCAACGAGGAGUUCUUCUACGCGGGCCCCAGGGAGGAGCUGGCCCAGAAGGCGCUGCUGGUGUCCGUGUGGGACUAUGACCUGGGGACGGCCGACGACUUCAUUGGUGGGGUGCAGCUGAGCGGUCAGGCCGGCGGGGAGCGGCAGUGGCACUGGCACGAGUGCCUGGGCCACAGUGACCGCCGGCUGGAGCUGUGGCACCCGCUGGACGGGGCAGCCCUCCAGCUCUGCGACUAGCGCCCAG
This is a messenger RNA of Sorex fumeus (smoky shrew), 1142 nucleotides long. Its product is annotated as double C2-like domain-containing protein gamma. The record is from RefSeq and is a predicted model, not a curated record. Gene Ontology annotation, cellular component: membrane. Lineage: Eukaryota; Metazoa; Chordata; Mammalia; Eulipotyphla; Soricidae. The transcript has 10 exons. Bases 5 to 1135 code for a protein of 376 amino acids.